AUGAUUGUGUUGAAAGGUAUAUUAAAUCAUCAAUCAUCAGAUAUUGAAUUUAGCACCAAAAACAUCCAUAAAACCACCAGCAGAGAUAAAAUUGCAGCAUUUCUCAAGACGGAUAUUGCCUCAUUAACAGAAUUAAAUCUCACAGAUGGGGUAAAUUCAUCAUUACCAGUAAUUAAACUGGUUCAAAAUAGAUUGGUCUUGGGUGAAAAUAAAACCAUAUUGUCAAUCACCACAUCAACAACUAAACCAAUUAAAACACUUAAAGACUUGAAUCAUUAUAAAAUACCACCACCAGUUAAUAAAAAAUCAAAAAUUGAUGUUGUGAAAGAUACAACCGUCAUUGACAAUUUAAAAAAUGAUUUAACUAACUACAAAGAUUUUAUUGAACGAAUCUCAGCAGCAAUAAUUGAAAUCAAUGGAGUUGAAUUAUUAAUUGUCAGUGUAUAUGCUCCAUGUUCGAGUACACACUCAAACGAUAAUUUUAAAUUUUUUUUUGAUUUAUUCAAAUUUAUCAGUGAGUUUCCAAACGAGUGUAUCAUCAUGGGUGACUAUAACGUCACCCAGUUUCAAUAUCACCAAAAAUUAUUCAGCUUCCCAUUAAGUCCAAAUGAAUUAUUAUCAAAUGAAGCUUUAGAAAAAAUUUAUAUGAAUAAAAAUUUGGUUUUUGCUUCAUUGUUCAUAUGUCCAUCAGCAAUUUUUAUAACUAAUCAUGGGCAUCAAAACUGUGCAACUAUUGAUGGUUUCUCAUUAGAUAAAGAACGUGCUUAUCAUAUAACAAAAUUAACCAAAUCCAGGGAAAUUAAGAAUGGAACACAUGAGUUCCUAAUUAUGUCAGUGAACUUUGAAACCAAUUCCCCAGGUCAUAAAGAAGAUAAAUUAAAAAUUAUAUGUCAAGAUAAUAAACAAACUGUACUAAACACAUAUUUGGAAGUUGACCCCCAUUGCCUUUGCGGCAAGAUGGAAGGUCGGAAAAUAGCAGAAGUUUCAAAUGAAAUUAUCAACAUCAAUCGAGGUAAGUUUGAUGAAAAAAUCAACAUUGAAAAACCACAAAUAAUGAAUCAACUGAUUAAACCAACAGCAGUAGAAAAAUCAUUAAGGAGAAACGAAACCUUUUUUAAAUAUACUGUUUUUGUAAAACCAGUUUCCCCAAGAAAUUCAUUAACAAACCAUGACAUAGUAAAUAUAUUAUUAAAUUCAUCAAAUGAAUCAACAACAACAUCAAAUGAAUCAACAACAAAAGUAGAAGUUGUAAAUAAAAAUUCAUCAAAAAAUUCAAAUGAUAUAAUCAAUGCAUUAAUUAAAAGUGGAUGUAAAAAAUUAAUACCAGAUGCCUCAGCAAAUAAUACAAUUGUUAGUGCAUCAAGCAAAUCCAAUGUUUCAAAUAAUGGUAUGAAAAUCCUUUCAAAUGAAUCAUCAAUUAAUGUUAAAACUGCUCCAUCAAAUAAUACAAAUAAUAAUAAUGCAUUAUCUCCAUCAAAUGUAUCAUCAACAAAUAAUGGUUUGAAAUCACCUUCAAAUGAAUCAUCAACUAAUGUUAAAACUGCUCCAUCAAAUAAUACAAAUAAUAAUAAUGCAUUAUCUCCAUCAAAUGUAUCAUCAACAAAUAAUGGUUUGAAAUUACCUUCAAAUGGUUCAUUAACUAAUGUUAAAACUGCUCUAUCAAAUAAUACAAAUAAUAAUAAUGAAUUAGCUCCAUCAAAUGUAUCAUCAACAAUUCAAGCAUCAAAUGAAAAUUAUAAAUCCUUCACCAUAUAUAAAAAUAGUUUGGGUCAUAUCAAUGUAAAUACAUUAUUAAAAAUUGUUUAUGAGGAUCGUGAUGAAAUGUGUAACUUUAUUCGCACGAUUAAAAAAAGGUCUUAUAUUGGUGAUGGUGAACAGCAAUUCAAUGGGACAUAUGUUCCACCACAAACAGCAUUAAUCAUUUUGAGGUUUUUUGGAAUUAAAGGUGCUGAUAUAAUUUUAUCACAGCCACUUAUUAAUGAAGAUGAUCCACAAACACAAAUAAAUCCCAUUGGUACUUCAACUAGUCCAACAGAAGCAGAUACACCAGCAACAGCGAUCUUAGAAUAUAAUGAAUCUAAAAAUUUGUUGAGUUUUUUUUUCACUAAAGGAUUUGGAAAGCCAGACUUUCAAGUAAAAUUCAACCAGGAUGCUGUUGACUUCACUGGAUUUGUUAAGGCAUUGAAUAUCCCAUAUUCCUUAUACAGGAAUUGGGAAAAACCCAAAAAUCAUAGUAUUUGCAGGAUCUUUAAAAGUGAAGGAAAUUUACUUAUCCCAUUAGAUUAUAUAGGAAAUAUAGCUGAGGUUCCCAAUGGUAGAUCAGAUGUUGUGGUUGCUGCUGCUAGAGCUAAGUGUUAUCCGGUUUUCGAACCGGAUUUGAAAAAUUUUGCUAUUGCUAUAAUUGAUGGUUAUGGUGAAGAUUUUGCUAAUUUUGAUCCAAUCAAAAGAAGAUUUGCUUAUGUUAGACUGCAAGGUUGUAUUUACCAUAAAGUGGGUGAUAAAUUGUAUGUUGCUAGAACCAGUCAAAAUGAGGUAUGCUUGAGAUCGUUGAUUAGAUGUGCUGGUGAUGAAUAUGAUAAAUCAACUUUAUUCAAAUCAAGAAAGAAAGAUUAUGAAAAAUCUGAUAUUAAAAAUUUUUACGACUUUUCAUUGAAAAAAAUGACUAAGCUUGAAACCAUAUUCAUUGAUUUGAGAACUGCAAAAUCCAUAGCAUAUAGAUUUGGAUUUAUUAAUGACGUAGCACCAAUUUUAAAAAAUGAUUUGUUAAAUAUGGAAUUUAUCAAAAAUUUAAUGAAAUGA
This is a messenger RNA of Lodderomyces jiufengensis, 2799 nucleotides long. RefSeq lists its product as uncharacterized. NCBI's taxonomy places the organism in Eukaryota, Fungi, Ascomycota, Pichiomycetes, Serinales, Debaryomycetaceae. Bases 1 to 2799 code for a protein of 932 amino acids. The transcript has a single exon. The record is from RefSeq and is a predicted model, not a curated record.